This is a messenger RNA of Girardinichthys multiradiatus, 2850 nucleotides long. Its product is annotated as deleted in malignant brain tumors 1 protein-like. NCBI's taxonomy places the organism in Eukaryota, Metazoa, Chordata, Actinopteri, Cyprinodontiformes, Goodeidae. The transcript is spliced from 13 exons. The record is from RefSeq and is a predicted model, not a curated record. Bases 1 to 2850 code for a protein of 949 amino acids. Gene Ontology annotation, cellular component: membrane.
AUGGCUGCGAUGGCUGACAAUACAGGCAGAAUGUCUAUUUUCAUCCCCUUAACCACAGCAGACGAUUUGAUCAGAUUAGCCGGUUCAGAUGGGUAUUGCUCUGGAAGAGUUGAAAUAUACCACAACGGCACCUGGGGAACAGUCUGUGAUGAUGGCUGGGAUGCAAGAGAUGCAGAGGUAGUCUGCAGACAGUUAGGCUGUGGACAAUUGUUGGAUAUUCCUCCACCAGGCUACUUUGCUCAAGGCUAUGGACCGAUCUGGAUUGAUGAUGUGAACUGCAGAGGGAGUGAAACUUCUCUUCUCACAUGUUGGCACCAAGGAUUCGGAACACAUGACUGUGAACACUACGAGGAUGCUGGCGUCAUUUGUUCAUAUAAUAAAAUCCAGGUAUUUAGAUCAUGCAGUGGACCUGUUGAUAUAUACUAUGAUGGUGUCUGGAGAGCAGUCAGCAAUAAUGGGUUCGACAUGAAUGCUGCUAAUGUGGCCUGCAGACAGAUGGGCUGUGGUCCAGCGUCAUCGAUCUAUCGCUACGACUCCUCCAAGAGUUAUUUUUAUGAAAUGAUCUGUUCAGGAAAUGAAAGUUCUCUAACAGAAUGUCAGAACGGUAAAUUGUUGCCAUAUCAAUAUGGAUACCAUUCUGUUGUUUAUUGUACAGGUUACUCGGUCAGAUUGGUCGGGCCAUCCCGGUGCUCUGGAAGGGUUGAAAUCUAUUUCAGUGAUACCUGGGGAACUGUGUGUGAUAAUGGCUGGGAUAUAAAUGAUGCUCAGGUGGUCUGCAGUCAGUUAGGCUGUGGUACAGCACUAGCUGCCCCUCACUCUGCCUACUUUGGAAAAGGAAUGGAUAAAAUCUGGGUUGAUAAUGUGGCCUGUACAGGGACUGAAACACACCUGAGUGGAUGUUCAUUUAGUGGAUUCAGAGCACACAGCAGUAGCCACAGUCAGGAUGCAAGUGUCAUCUGUUCAGCUGGUCUGAUACGAUUAGUCGGACCAAACAGGUGUUCUGGAAGAGUUGAAAUCUACAACAAUGGAUCUUGGGGAACAGUCUGCAAUGUGAGCAAAGACCUAAAAGAUGCCAGAGUAUUCUGCAGACAGCUAGGCUGUGGUACGGCACUGGGUCUCCUUCACUUUGGAGAGGGAGCAGGGCAGAUCUGGCUGGAUGAUGUGGCCUGUACAGGGAACGAAAGAUAUUUCUCUGAAUGUAUGCGAAAUGGAUCUGUGAGACAGGACUGUGCACAUAGUGAGGAUUUAGGUGUAAUCUGUUCAGGCCUAAUAAAGCCCACGAUCACCAUAAAUCCUCAAAGUAACAUUACCUUGGGUCAGAAUGUCAGCAUCACUUGUUCGAUCCCUGAUGGACAACUAGGAGGAACAUUUAUCUUGAAUCGGACCUCAGACGCAUUCAGUCUGACUGUAAAGUCAUAUAGCAACUCUGGUACUUUUUAUAUUCCUCAAAUUGGUUUUGAGCAUGAGGGAAGGUACCAGUGUCAGUUUCAAAUUAGGGUUUCUAAUGAAGACUUCAGCACAGACUUUAGUAACUCCGUGCAGCUAUUUUCAAAUGGUAUUUUUUUUUAUUUUAUAAUCCUUCCAAAACCCAGCAUCACCAUUGAUACUGCUGGUGCGAUUACCUUGGGUCAGCUAGUUGCCAUCACUUGCUCCAUCUCAACUCAGUUGUUAGAUGGUUUAUUCACUCUGCAGAAAUACUACCCGCAUGAUAGUCUGAUUAGAUUAGCAGGAUCAAAUGCAUCAUGUUCUGGAAGAGUUGAAAUAUACCACAAUGAUACCUGGGGAACAGUCUGUGAUGAUGGUUGGGACCUAAAUGAUGCUGAGGUGGCCUGCAGACAGCUAGGCUGUGGUCCUGCUUUGGGUGCUCCUCAGUCUGCCUACUUUGGUCAAGGGACGGGACAAAUCUGGCUUGAUGAUCUGGUCUGUUUAGGAAAUGAAACUUCUCUUGGCAUAUGUAGGCACAGUGGAUUUGGGACUCAUAAUUGUGUUCACAACGAGGAUGCUGGUGUCAUCUGUUCAAGUGAAGCAUACACUGGAAGAAUUGAGGUAUACUACAAUACCUCCUGGGGAACAGUCUGCAAUGAUGGCUGGGACAUGAAUGAUACUUAUGUUGCCUGCAGACAGUCGGGCUGUGGCCCAGCAAUACCUGCAACAGGUGGCAACAUCAAAUUGGUUGGUCCAGUUCUGUGCUCUGGAAGAGUUGAAAUCUACAACAAUGGAACCUGGGGAACAGUAUGCAAUGAUAACUGGGACAUAAAUGAUGCUAGAGUGGUCUGCAGACAGCUAGGCUGUGGUACAGCAGUGAGUGUCCGUCAGUUUCAACAAGGAACAGGACAAAUCUGGCUUGAUGAGGUGGCCUGUAUAGGCAGUGAAAAAUAUUUAUCUGAGUGCUCCCACACUGGAUUUGGGACACAUAAUUGUGUCCAUAGUCAGGAUGCUGGUGUCAUCUGUUCAGGGUCUAAGAAUACUAAACCUGAUGCUCUGUCCCGUCAGUUUUCUGCUGAUGAGGUUGAACUUAAACCGGUCUCCAUUCUGCCUUCUAGCUGGACGGUGGGUUCUCUUAGGUGGGAGAUUGAGGACUUUGUUACCCGCGCUCAGCGGGAGGAACCUGAUCCAGGCACUGGUCCACAAGACAAGAUUUUUGUUCCCACCAUUGCCCGUUCUCGUGUCAUCCAUUGGCACCACUCUGCUAAGUUUUCUGCUCAUCCUGGGCUGUUUGGAACUCCACUGUCCGGGCCCUUCAGCGGACUGCUGAACUCAACAAACGUUUUGCUGACAGAAGACGUCGACCAGCUCCUGUUUACCGCCCAGGGCAACAAGUCUGGUUAUCCACCCAUGACACUCCUCUAA